CGCGUCCACAGUAUUUCCAUUGACACUACAACUUCUACACUAGAUAGCCUUCCUUUUGUCAAGCUGGAAGUCAUUGCCAACAAUUCACGGCUAAUACUCAGACCAUCAAAGCCUGGAAUCUUCCCUACCAUUCCUUUCCGACCGGCGAUGAUAACCUGCGAAACCUCUCAUCGUCGUUGAAAUACCUCCUCCAUUGGCAACUUUCCGAAAUGGCUUUCAACUUCAACCCUCCCGCCUCAUCUGGGGGAGGAAGUGGUCAAUCAUUGUUUGGAACAGCAAAUCAGCCUGCGAGUGGUGGUGGACUCUUUGGCAGUGGUACAUCAGGCACCAAUACAACAGGGUUCAAUUUUGGUGGACAGCAACCUACGUCUGGUACAGCUGCGCCGAGUCUAUUCGGAGCAGCUGGAUCGACGGACAACAAGCCCGCCGCAUCUGGUCUCUUUGGUGCUGGUUCUGGAAGUGCGCCACCAUCUGGGGGUCUAUUCGGCGCCAAAAAGCCUGACGACGCCCAAGGUGGUGACAGCGCAAAACCUACCUUUUCGUUCGGCACACCAGACAAGACAUCAACACCCUCAACAAGCGCGCCUUCGCUAUUUGGCUCGACAACCCCUGCGACCGGAGGCACAAAUAAUGCUUUCAGUUUCGGAAAUCCAUCAACGACUCCUGCUGGGCCUCCCCCUUCUGGGUCAACAUUCGGAGCAAGCACUGGCGGUGGUGGUCUGUUUGGAGCGAAACCUGCUGAUGGUGCAGCCAAAGCACCAUUCAAUUUCACAAAACCCGAUGCUCUUACCUCUGUAUCAUCAGCACCAGCGCCAGCAGCACCUUCAGGUGGUCUAUUUGGACCCAAGCCGGCCACUGGUGGCUUCAGCUUUGGCGCUCCAAAUCCAGCAGAAACAACUCAAUCUUCUACACCAGCGCCAAUGACCACCGCCGAAGCGCCUAAACCUGCGUUCUCUUUCGGACCCUCCGCAGCAGCAUCAACUGCAACUACACCUGCAACAUCGCAGCCAGCCGCCCCGGGGACUACACCCUCAUUGUUCGGCGCGGCUCCUGCCAAAGAUAGCAGCACAAGCCUUUUCCCCAAGCCAGCAGCGCCAGCAGCAACAACUGAAACAGCGCCCGCAACAAAACCAGCAUUUUCUUUCGGUCCAUCUUCGACACAGGCUUCUGCUGCGCCAGCACAGGCGACUUCUGCUCCAACAUCUAAACCACUGUUUGGUGGGCUCAACCUCGGCGCAGGUAACUCUACUCCAGCUGCUUCGACGGCUGCCGCAACUACGACUGGCACCACGGCGACAUCUGCACCGGCUGCAAAAGGCUUUUCAUUCGGGCCCGCCACAACUACGGCAACCUCUCAACCUACAACAACUGCUGCCCCGGCUGCGUCCCCAUUCUCAUUUGGCCCAGCUAGCACUACUUCAGCUGCUCAGCCUGCUCCUACCACGGCCACUGCUGCCCCGGGGGCUGGCACCACGCAAGCGCUCGGACAGAGCACCAUUGGAGCUCAGACAUCCACCACAGGUCCCCCUCCUCCAGCUCAGUCUCGGUUACGCAAUAAAACAAUGGACGAAGUGCUAACGCGAUGGGCAACUGACAUGUCUCGAUAUUCCAAAGAGUUCAAGGAUCAGGCCGAGACUAUUGCUCGUUGGGACCAGAUCAUUGUGGAUAACUCUUCCAAGAUCGACAAGCUCUAUGUCCGGACAAGAACAUGCGAGAGACAAACCAUGAGCGUCGACAUGCAACUUGCAGCGGUUGAGAAUCAGCAGAGCGAACUCGAGAGCUGGCUGACCAAAUACGAGACUGACAUUGAUGAGAUGCUUGCAAAAGACAGUGCAACUCAGACCGAACUAGGAGGGCCAGAUCAGGAGAGGGAGCGGACUUACAAGUUGGCAGAAAGACUCGGAGAGAAACUGGAUGAAAUGGAACGCGACUUGGGCAGUAUGGUUGAGGAAGUCAAUGCUGCUAAUGCAAGUCUGAGUAAGAAUGGCAAGGCAGACGAGCCAAUUACCCAGAUCGUCAAAAUCCUCAACUCGCAUCUUAUGCAACUACAGACCAUUGAUCAGGGCACAGCUGCUCUGCAACAAAAAGUGGCUGCAGCACAGAAGACGGCUGGUAAUCUUGGGUACCUGAAUGGUUCUAUGGGUCAAGGUAGCGGCACGGCUGUGCAGGAAUUUUAUCGCAGCUACAUGGGCAGAAGGUAGAUUUUGGUUGUAUGACUAUGGGCAACGUUAAUUGAUGAUACGGGAAAGCCUCACUUGAAGGAAGUGACAGCUAUAGGUCUAGGUCAGACAGCUAGUCCAACACGAGUGAAGUUUUUGAUUAUUUUUCCAUGAGAGCCCGGAUCGUGACAGAAUGAUAGAUGAUUGGAAGGAGGCUUCUGCAAAUGUGUAUAGAAGAGCUCAAUCUGGAACCUGAGCAAACAAAAGCGGAGUGGCAGGCGCCUCACGACUCAUUGAUUGGUAUUUGAGCAGAGUCUGGGGGCAUUCAUAUCUGUACAGAGCAGAACAGAGCAAUUCCCAAGUCAAUUCUGG
Exophiala oligosperma is the source of this 2531-nucleotide messenger RNA. RefSeq lists its product as uncharacterized. Gene Ontology annotation, cellular component: nuclear pore; nuclear pore central transport channel. Bases 210 to 2201 code for a protein of 663 amino acids. The transcript has 2 exons. Gene Ontology annotation, molecular function: protein binding; structural constituent of nuclear pore; phospholipid binding. Lineage: Eukaryota; Fungi; Ascomycota; Eurotiomycetes; Chaetothyriales; Herpotrichiellaceae. The record is from RefSeq and is a predicted model, not a curated record. Gene Ontology annotation, biological process: protein import into nucleus; RNA export from nucleus.